AUGUUAGAUCUAGAUAACUUGUCCUACUUCCUUGGUAUGGAUUUUCUAUACAAAGAAGGUGGAAUAAUCUUGCAUCAAACAAAGUAUGCUACUAACUUGCUGAAAAGAUUCAACAUGUUGAAUUACAAUGUUGUUGUGACUCCUGUUGAAUCAGGUCAGAAGCUAAAAGAGGAUAAUGAUGAAGAAAGUGUAGAAGUUGUCAUGUAUAAUCAGAUGAUUGAAUCAUUAAGGUACUUAUGUAAUAGUCGACCAUAUAUCAACUAUGUUGUAAGAGGAUUACACAUAUUCAUGCAUGAUCCAAGGAAUUCUCAUAUGUUGUAUACGAAAAAAGUACUAAGAUCCAUCAAGGGAACUUUGAGGCAUAUUGUAUUCUUCUCAUAUGGAAGAAAGAGAAGCAAAGAAGAGGUGAUAGGUUUUUCUGAUUCAGACUAG
This is a messenger RNA of Lathyrus oleraceus (garden pea), 432 nucleotides long. RefSeq lists its product as uncharacterized. The transcript has a single exon. The record is from RefSeq and is a predicted model, not a curated record. Lineage: Eukaryota; Viridiplantae; Streptophyta; Magnoliopsida; Fabales; Fabaceae. Bases 1 to 432 code for a protein of 143 amino acids.